GCGCGCGCGCGCGCCCUCCCCCUGCCUCUAGGAUCUGGGUGGAUCUCCACUGGACCAGCGUUGGGAGCCUGUGGUGUGUUCGCUGGGCCCUGCGGUGGUCGCGAUCGUAGGGUCUUGGCGACAUCUGAAGGUCCAGUCCGCCUUUGCCCAGAGGGUGCCCGGCGAGUGGUAACAGCCUUCUGGCCGUGCAGGAUCCGCCUUGCCCGUGUUUCACCACCCCAGCCAGGUGCAGUGACUUUGCCGAGUUCGCGCCACGCCUAAGCUCUGUAGUUGGGAUCUGGCGCCAGGCGUCUGGCUUCAGAUGCCUGUGUGUAGCAUCAUGCGGUGAUGUCGGCGGCUGCAGGUGGCCUUUGAAGGCUUAGGAUUCUGGAGUUUGGACCGAGGUCGUUAAGGCCCUGCACAAUCAACUAACACAUUGACCUUCAGCACCUGGAAGGUGGUGGCUGGGAGUGAUGGCGCCCCUCAGGGAGAGGAGCGAUGACCCCGUGCUGCCGGACCCGCCCCCGGGGCCCCUGCACGUGGCCCGCGCCCGCGCUUCAUUCCCCUGGAAGGAGCUGGCACUGUUCUGGGAGGGCGAGGACACGCUGCGCUUCAAGAAAGCCAUCUUCUCGGCUCUGGAGAACGACCCCCUCUUCGCCCAUCCCCGUGGCAGCCGGCUCUCGGUGGAGAAGUACCAGGAGCUGAACUUCCUGCGCUGUAAGAGGGUCUUCGAGUACGACUUCCUCCCCGUGGGGGACAUGCCGGGCAGCCUGCCGAGGGUCCUGGCACUGAUCGAAUGCCUGGGCAUGUACGACUGGUCCCUGGCCGUCAAGUUCUUCCUGCACGUGCUGACUUUUGGAUCGGCCAUUUACAGCUCUGGUUCCGAACGGCACCUCAAGUACCUUCCAAAGAUCUUCAGUUUGGAGAUUUUUGGAUGUUUUGCUCUGACGGAAGUGAGUCAUGGGAGUAACACCAAGGGCAUACGCACGACCGCUCACUACGACCCCAGCACCCAGGAAUUCAUCAUCCAUUCCCCCGAUUUUGAAGCCGCCAAGUUCUGGGUUGGCAACAUGGGCAAGACUGCUACCCACGCAGUGGUGUUUGCUCAGCUGUACACACCGGGGGGCCAGUGCCACGGGCUGCACCCCUUUCUCGUCCAGAUUCGGGACCCGAAGACCCUUCUUCCCAUGCCGGGGGUGAUGGUCGGCGACAUUGGGAAGAAGCUGGGGCAGAACGGCCUGGACAAUGGGUUCGCCAUGUUCCACAAGGUCAGGAUUCCCCGCCAGGACCUGCUGAACCGCUCGGGAGACGUCACCCCUGAGGGCGCCUACGUCACCCACGUCAAGGACGUGGGGCAGCGCUUCAGCGAGUCCCUGGGUAGCCUGUCGUCUGGCCGGGUCGCCAUCGUGGGCAUGUCCGUCGUGAACCUGAAGCUGGCCGUGUCCAUUGCUGUGCGUUUCUCGGCCACCAGGCGUCAGUUUGGGCCGACGGACAAGGAGGAAGUCCCGGUGCUGCAGUACCCGAUGCAGCAAUGGCGCUUACUGCCGUACCUGGCCGCCGCCUACGCCUUGGACCACUUUUUCAAAUCGCUCUUCCUGGAUCUGGGGGAGCUUCAGCAAGGCCUCCUGGGGAAAGACCAGAGCGUCAGGCAGGCCGAGCUGGAACGUGAGAUCCACGCCUUGUCGUCCGCCGGCAAGCCCCUGGCCUCGUGGACGGCCCAGCGGGGGAUCCAGGAGUGCCGCGAGGCAUGUGGAGGACACGGCUACCUGGCCAUGAACCGUCUGGGCGACCUCAGAGACGACAACGACCCCAACUGCACGUACGAAGGCGACAACAGCGUCCUGCUGCGGCAGACCAGCAGCUACCUGCUCGGCCUGCGGGCUCGCCGGGGCCCAGGUGGUGCCCGCAUCGAGAGCCCCCUGAAGACCGUGGACUUUCUGGAUGGCUAUGCAGACAUCCUUGACAGGAGGUUCGAGGGCUCCAGCCCCGAGGACUUGUUGGACUCCUCAGGUGGGCAGAAGCUGACCCUCUGGCCGGUCACCCAGGAGCUGGAAAGUCAGCCCAGCUGCCAGAGAUGGAGGGUGCUGGGCCCGCUGCUGGACCCGCACCAGCUGCGGGGCUUUGGGCGCGUCCCCCAUCAUCCUGCCUCGCCGCGGAUUGGGACGGCACCGCCUCUGCUGGCUGUCCCGCUGGCGGCAUACGAGUGGCUGGUCUGCUACCUGCUCCGUGAGAGUCACCAGAAGCUCAGUCAAGAGAAGCGCUCAGGGAAAAGCGACUUUGAAGCCAUAAACAACUGUCAGGUGUACCACUGCCGGCCCUUGGCCCUGGCGUUCCUGGAGCUCACGGUCGUGCGCAGGUUCCACGAGCACACGCACCAGCCGCACGUGCCACCCCCGCUGCGGGCCGUGCUCCGGCGGCUCAGCGCCCUCUACGCCCUGUGGUCCCUCAGCCAGCACACCGCCCUGCUCUACCGAGGCGGCUACUUCUCUGGUGAGCGUGCGGGUAAAGUGCUGGAGAGCGCCAUCCUGGCCCUGUGUGCACAGCUGAAAGAUGAUGCUGUUGCCCUGGUGGACGUCAUCGCCCCUCCGGACUUCAUCCUGGACUCACCGAUUGGCAGAGCAGACGGCGAGCUCUAUAAAAACCUCUGGACUGCCGUCCUUCAGGAAAACAAGGUGCUGGAGCGGGCAUCUUGGUGGGCGGAAUUCGCGGUCAACAAGCCCGUCGUAGGACGUUUGAAGCCAAAGCUGUGAUGGUACCGGCUCAGUCUGGCGAAGCCAUGAACACCUGGGCCUCACGUUCGCCUCUGGAAGCCCCAGCCCUGCAGUUCUACCUGGCUGCUUGUCCUGUCGAGUCCAGGGCUGGAGCAGCUUAUCCUGGCCUGGCCCCGCCCCCCGCCCCAAGUCCCACCAGGACGGGUCACGUCCAAAGGCAGGACUGCUUUGGGUCAUCCCUAUUUGCUGGGUGAAAAGAAAGUUUAUACAUAGAAUCAUGUCUUCCUGAGAGACUGAACACUUUUGGAUAAUUAGAGCUUUAGCAUACUUCUAUUUUCAUAUGCUGAUUAUGAAGCUGACUGCUUGUAAUUUGGGAUUUUUCUGGCCGGGUGAUCUUUUGCCUUCAUCUGAGAUUUCUUCCAAGGCUUUGCGUCACUAACCCCUGAACGAUGCCAGUCCGAUUCUUUGUUCACCCAAGUUUGACUUUCUCACGUCAUCAAAUCAUAUCAUAACUUUACUAAUUUGCACCGUGGACCACCCGAAUGGCAUAGUUGAAGAUUUUGAAGGAAAAUAAAAUCAGUUUUAUUAC
Molecule: messenger RNA, 3279 nt
Organism: Bubalus bubalis (water buffalo)
Lineage: Eukaryota; Metazoa; Chordata; Mammalia; Artiodactyla; Bovidae
Gene: ACOX3
Product: acyl-CoA oxidase 3, pristanoyl
Exons: 20
Coding region: 453-2729 (758 amino acids)
Biological process (GO): fatty acid beta-oxidation using acyl-CoA oxidase; lipid homeostasis
Cellular component (GO): peroxisome
Molecular function (GO): pristanoyl-CoA oxidase activity; fatty acid binding; FAD binding
Source: RefSeq, a predicted model, not a curated record